AUGCCGGGAAUCUUCUCCCGCAUCCACAAGGCACGAGAUGCUCGCCAGAAAAAGAAAAAUGCCCACAACGACCUCGCCAGCUCCCUCCCCGUCAAGCCCCGAUGGGAUGACGCCUACACGCGUGCCUCGGUUGAGCCCGACGAAAUUGACGAAUUAAUUCGAUGCUGUACACAGGAAAUCAAGUCGCGAGGCCUCGACCACCCUUUCUUGCUCCUGCCUUUCCGACCGACUUCCAACCCCAGCGGCGUACGAACAUUUAUUCGAAACUUUUUUGGCAAGGAUGGCCUCGAUGCGCCGAUCCAUGGCGAAAGGCUCCAGCAAGAAGUUCGCAUCGCAGAGCCCAUGGUGCUCGCUUCGGUACUGAAAUGGUGCUGGAGUCGCCUUCAGGGUGGUGUCGUGUCAUGGGAUGCAUACGAGCUGUUCAAGAUUGGCGAACUCGGCAAAGAUUCUUUCAAAACAUUUAUUCCCAUCAGUGUUGAGAGUGACUCGAGGCAAAAUAUCAUUUUCAGUUUCUUCGAGCUUGUCGCUGCCAUCGCCGCCCAUGGCAAGAAAAACGGCCUCAGUGGUGUGAAACUCUCCCGUAUGGCCGCCUGGUGGGCGUUUGAGCAAAGGGACACGGGCGAUGGAUUUGAUGGAGGCUACAAGGCCUGGAAAAAGGCUGCCGAUGCCACCACUCACCUUUUCUUCGCAUAUCUGCGAUCGCUUUCCCCCGAGCAGGAACUGACUGGCAUCACCAUGCUUCCCCGGUCUCUCCAGAAACUUUUAAACGAAACCGAGUAUCCUCCCAAGGCCGCCGACAUGCUUGUUUCCCGUACUAAUAAGCUCGUCAUGAUUGUCGACUCCGUUUCGCCCACUCCCUUUGCGCUGCUUCGGCGUGCCAGCAAAUUCGAGUACCGCGAUUCUGAUAUUGCUCUUCGCAAGCUUUCCGACUUUGACGACGCUACCGAAGCCCUCAGCGAGGAAUGUCGACGAGUCCUCAAGGCAAUUUCCGCUGCCAACCAGUCUCAAGCUUCCAGCGCAAAGCAUUCCACCAGCCUCCGUGAUGCGUCUUGGUCGCGAUUCGAGGACAUUGGCUUCGCAAGCGCCCUGACUGAGGAGGAUGACUACGAGGAGAGUGCUGUCCCGGUCAAGCGCCCUCCGCAGACCUUUGGUCCCAGCAAAAGCAUGCUCAACAUGCCCUCCUCUUCCGCUCAUAAUGCUCGUCCGACUACGCCCUCCUGGGCCGACUUCCUCUCCACCGGCUUUGUCGACGACUCUGCCAAAACCAACACACUUGUUCCCCCAGACAAGGUUCUGCCUCCCAUUGACGUCCAGCGGCAGCACAGUUCCCAGUCACAUCAACCCCGUCUGGAAUCCGACAAAGAUUUGGAGCCUGGUGAGCUGGCUAGCAUCACCCCUUUUGAUCUGGAUGAUGCUUUCUGGUGGGUCUGGAUGAGCAGUCUCGCUCCCGAAGAGACCAGUGAGAGAAAGGCCGCUUUUGGUCGAUGUGCCGUUCUCGAAACCACCGUUCACAACGGUGCAUGGCUGGUCAUGGAAGAGCUAAUCGCCGGGGCGGCCCCCGACCCCCAGGAAGGCGCGUACAUUGCUGAGAAGAAGGGAUUCUUCAGUUGGACCAAGCGUAGCCGCACUGUUUCGCGUCGCAAGUCUGUCAACAAGUACUCUCUCAGGAGAGGUGAACACGCUGUUAGCGGAGGAAGCACCACCAACGUCGGUAGUGACACCCAGGCCAAAAUUGCCGCCAAGGCAGCUCAGCUACGUGCUAUUCAAGAGUCUGGAAACAAGCCUGUCGCUACUCGACGUGGUCGCACUGAUGAGGAGGUAUUGGGUGACAAGACUAACAGUAUCUUUGAUCUUCAGCCGCCCAUUGUUGGCGAGGCCUCUUCUGCCAUGAAGUGGGUCAAGAAGUAUGACAAGGGAGCCGUAAAGGACGCGUACCUUUCUAACAGCAACGCUGGCCGAGGCGUCUCCAUCUCUCCUUCUCAGGCAGAACACUCCCACGAGGCUGCUUCUAAUGGUAGCACCGAAGUAUCCAACGCUAGUAUCAAGGCACUGGAAAGAAAGCCCGUCCCUGCGGCCCCCGUCGAAGAAUCAGCCUCUUCUCCUGCAUUCACCGAGAAGGCUCAGGCAGCACACCCCGAUGAGGUCCAGGAUGAGGUAUCCCGGCCUCGAGACACAUCGGCUGAGCCUCAGGAAAGCAAGGUCGCUCCUCUUGUAGUCGAGGAGACCAAGGAAGAACAGGCCGAGAAUGUUCCAGCUCCUCCCCCGAAGGAUGAGCAGCCCGUGGCCGCUCCCACUCCUCCGGCUUCAGCGCCCACCCCUGCUCCCAAGCCGGCUGAGACUCAGCCGAUGUCGCCCGUUAAAGAGAAGGGUGGCCUUCGCAAGCUGUUCCGCAAGAAUCGUUCCUCGAAAGUCCCAGACAACGCAGCUGCCCAGCUGAACAGCAUGUUUAAGCAAGACGCCGCUGCUGCUGCCGCUGCGACUAGGAGCAAGGAUCCCGAACCUGUUGCUGAGACGUCUGUUGCUGAGAAGCCUGUUGAGCAGGCUGUCCCGACAGAGCAUUUCACUGAACCAACUCUGGAAAUUCUGCCGGAGCCUGACACCGAAGCAGACAAGCUUGCAACCUCCGAUAUGGCUGUCGAAAGCAAGACCGAAUUCUCUCGCUUCGAUCAGGGUCCUCUAGCUGACCAACCCGCAUUUGCUCCCGAGGACGUGGAAGAAGAUGUGCUUACACCCCCGGCUGUCGCGCAUCACGAACAGCAAGGUGAUGAUACUGGCAGCAACGGACUCACUCGCAUAGCCAGCCCGGGUGUGCAGGAUCGAUGGGCACAAAUUCGCAAGAAUGCUGCUGAGCGUGCUUCUCAGCGCCAAACUGACGAGCGCGACCGCAGCAUGCCGCCAAGCAAGAGCGCUACCGAGGCAGAUGAUGAAACCAGUGGCGAGGAGACUAUCGAGUCGCGCGUUGCUCGCAUCAAGGCUCGCGUCGCCGAGCUCACUGGCAAUAUGGAGGGAACCCACGCCCCUGCACUGAAGAACAGCGCUCAAGCCAGCGCUGUCACCCCCAGUGUUGUCGACUGA
Molecule: messenger RNA, 3075 nt
Organism: Beauveria bassiana ARSEF 2860
Lineage: Eukaryota; Fungi; Ascomycota; Sordariomycetes; Hypocreales; Cordycipitaceae
Product: morphogenesis protein
Exons: 6
Coding region: 1-3075 (1024 amino acids)
Source: RefSeq, a predicted model, not a curated record